Sardina pilchardus (European sardine) is the source of this 2398-nucleotide messenger RNA. It is a transcript of the gene rbm42, whose product is annotated as RNA binding motif protein 42. The transcript is spliced from 11 exons. Gene Ontology annotation, molecular function: mRNA binding. The record is from RefSeq and is a predicted model, not a curated record. The coding region runs from base 170 to 1501 and encodes 443 amino acids. NCBI's taxonomy places the organism in Eukaryota, Metazoa, Chordata, Actinopteri, Clupeiformes, Clupeidae.
AUACACUGACGACAUCAAGAGGCGACGAAGGCAAUGGACGAUGAUGAUUUGUGUUGGUGGUUCAUUCCCUUGUAGUUACCCAGUUAUCAUAUAGCCAAACGAAGUCAACAUAAAUACCAAGAUCUUUAUUUUAGUUAACUUCAGCAUCGUUGGAAUUACUUUUUGCACAAUGGCGCUGAAGUCGGGGGAAGAGCGCCUGAAGGAGAUGGAGGCGGAAAUGGCGCUGUUCGAGCAGGAGGUCCUGGGAGGCCCAGUUGCUGUGACUACUGGAGGUCCCACAGUGGUUGAGGUGCCUGUCGCCCUUGCUGUACCAACUAUGCCAAUGAUCAGGCCCAUCAUUGGUACCAACACAUACCAACGGGUACAGCAGAGCUUGGAUGCACGGGCGGCCACUUUAGUUGGACCUCCCCCUACCUUUGUUGGUCCAGUGCCUCCAGUCAGACCUCCCCCUAUGAUGAGGCCUGCUUUUGUACCACAUAUCCUGCAGAGACCAGGUCACAGAAUGCCCAUGAUGCGUGGGCCCCCACCUCAGGGCAUGAUGGCCCCGCCGCUGCCCCGGCCCCCUCCCCCUCCCCCCAUGAUGCUGGCCCCUCCCAUGGCCGGCCCUCCUCAGCACUCCAUGGGCCCUAUGGGGCCAAUGAGGCCCCCAAUGGAACCCAUGAACUCCAUGAACUCCAUGAACUCCAUGAACUCCAUGAACUCCAUGCCUCCUGGAAGACCUGGUCUUCUUCCUCAGCAGGUCGGGGGAAUGGCGCCCAUGGUGUCUCCACCUCCCCGGCCAGUGGCCCAGCCGCCACCCAAGGCGACCCCCAGUGUGAUCCAGGCUGCGCCCACGGUCUAUUCCGCACCUCCCACAUCUAAGCGGCAGGACCUCCGAGCGCAACGGCAGGCACGCAUGGAGGAGCUGGCUGCAUCGGUAGCGGAGCAGCAGGCGGCGGCAGUGGCUGCGGGGCUGCUGGAAGCUAAGAAGGAGGCAGCCGCGGCGGCAGCCGCGGCAGCUGCAGCAGCGGCAGCCGCCACAGACGACAGUGUGAUCGGCCCGAGCAUGCCAGAGCCAGAACCGGCCCAGACAGAGCCAGCAGAUGGAAAUGCAGAGGAGAAGAAGAAAGGAAAACAAGAGAAGGUGAAGAAAUGUAUUCGAACAGCUGCUGGCACCUCCUGGGAAGACCAGAGUCUACUAGAAUGGGAAUCAGAUGACUUCCGGAUUUUCUGUGGUGACCUCGGUAACGAGGUGAACGAUGACAUCCUGGCACGAGCCUUCAGCCGCUACCCGUCCUUCCUGAAGGCAAAAGUGGUGCGGGACAAGCGCACAGGCAAAACAAAGGGCUACGGCUUUGUCAGCUUCAAGGACCCCAACGACUAUGUGCGCGCCAUGAGGGAGAUGAAUGGAAAGUACGUGGGUAGCAGACCGAUCAAGCUUCGUAAGAGCAUGUGGAAAGACAGAAACAUGGAAGUGGUGCGGAAAAAACAGAAGGAGAAGAAAAAACUUGGACUCAGAUGAAGACAUUACAUCUUGUUUGUAUGGGUGUGUGUGUUCGUUUGUUUGUUCUUGUAUGUGUGUGUUCAGUUGUGUAUACAGGACAUCACUUAAGCCCACAAAGAGGCUCCAUGCUUGGCAAGAAUCCCUCUCCACAUGGACAGUAGUGUGUUGGAACACCUCUCUGCUCUUCCAAGCAACAUGGUGGAUCAGUAAUGUAGUGCUGCCUGGAAGACCUGACUGUAUGGGCCAUGUCCUUUAAUUUUUCUUUUUUAAAAUGGCCCUGGUUUGUAAAUUGCAUAAUCUAGAAUGCUCUCAUUGUUAGUAUAGAAUUGGUUUUGUUUUGGAAUUAGAUUGUUAAUUUUUUGUUUUUAGAAGCCAUUCAGUUUGCGAUUGGCAGCUUACUUUCUGUCUUACAGUACUGAUGGGUAUUCUGAAUGCACUUAUUCGGUUUCAAGUGUCAUCUUAAGAAGCUAUGUGAACUCAAUUGUUGAGAAAGGGGUCAUGUGACUGGGGUCUUUUCUGUACAGGGGGGUAUUCAAAGUAUAUGGUUUAGUGACAAACCAAAGUGGUAAAAGUAGUAAGGGGUAAACCACCUACAAUAAGUGGUGCCUAUGGCAUUGUUGUGUUUGGAGAAUGAAGCCAUAUAGCUCUUAUAUUAGGAGGUUUACCACUUACUGAGUUAACUUACCCAGGUUUGUUACUAAACUACAUACUUGAAAUAGCCCCUCUCCCCUCCCCAAUCUGAUGCCAAUAAGAUGUGUGGUUAUGCUUGACCGAAAGCAUUAACCGGAAGUCUAGUGCAAAGGGCCGUGUGCAUCUUUCUCAGAUUAUCCAAAAUCAGAUUUUAAAAAGCAGGAUGUAGCUCCACAGUGUAAUCUUAGAACUAUCCAAAUUUUCAAAUAAAAACCCUGAAAUGGC